This is a messenger RNA of Clarias gariepinus (North African catfish), 10500 nucleotides long. It is a transcript of the gene kmt2ba, whose product is annotated as lysine (K)-specific methyltransferase 2Ba. Bases 49 to 8925 code for a protein of 2958 amino acids. Lineage: Eukaryota; Metazoa; Chordata; Actinopteri; Siluriformes; Clariidae. The record is from RefSeq and is a predicted model, not a curated record. Gene Ontology annotation, molecular function: zinc ion binding; DNA binding; histone H3K4 methyltransferase activity. The transcript has 37 exons. Gene Ontology annotation, cellular component: nucleus; histone methyltransferase complex. Gene Ontology annotation, biological process: positive regulation of DNA-templated transcription.
UUCCUCCCCGAAGCGCAGCGUCGUCGUUGUUGUUGUGGUGGAAUAAUAAUGGCGGCGGCUGGAGGCGGAUUAACUGCCUCGGUUGCUCUCCUCGCGGGGGCGAGUCCGACCGCCCCGGCGCGGUGUCGCUUCCCGGGUCGGCCGUGUCCGUCCCGCGGUCGUCAGAAGACAGGCAGGCGCUGUAGAGUCGGCCGGCUGGGGCUGGAUGCGGCGGCGGCGGUGGCGGGCGGCCCGAGCGAGCCGAGGCCCGUUAGCAUCGAGCUAACGCUGCGGGAGGACCCGACUCUGCUGCGCGUGCUGGGGCUGCACGAGCGGCGCGCGCGCCAGAACGACGCGGGUUUCUGCACGAGCGGCAGCGACGAGGAGGGAGAUUUCACAGGCUUCAGGACUGAUCGUCGAUCAGCUUUACGCUCUGGACAAGAUGUUACACAAAAAAGUUCUCUUAAAUCAUCCUCAUCUUCCAAGGAGAAGCCAUCUCUUGCCGCUGAUCCGUCUGCAAACAACAAAGUCAGCGCCGCAAGAAAAGGUUUACGAGUGACGGCGGAAAUGGAGAGCGCGUCUUCCUCGGAGAGACACAAGAGAAAUGGUGGAAACCGGCAAGAUGACGAUGUCGUGAAGCCCAAACUAGCCGGCAAGAAUCUGCCGAGGGAAAGCGCUUCGCACAGGAGUCGAUGGAAAACACCUGAGAAGGAAGAAAAUGGAGACAUGGAAGACGAGGUAUUGGGUGAGCCCGGCGUGGACUCUAAAGGACAGGAGGAGAAGCAGCGGGGCCGUGCUGGUCGAAUGAGUGGAAAUAAUGAGCUUGUGAGGAAUUUAAAGCUAGCGAAGCAGAGAAGAAGACAUUCCCAGGAAGACCUGGCUGAGAACUUGGGAAGACGUCCACUCAGGGGGCAAGUGAGGACUGGCGAAUCUGGUCAGAAUGCUUCUGCGCCUCCGAAACCCUCUGUGAAGGUCUCUCAGGAAGGGGAAGAACACGAACAUGUAGUUUCUACUGAUGGAGAUGAAGGCAUGCCAGCGAAAGACAGUAGCCCGCAUUUUCACGAACGUUCUCCGUGUGCCUUAAAGCGACGCAAAUCUGUAUUUGGUUAUCGUAGAAGGCCGGGGCAGGAGCCGUCGAGCCAAGCGAAGGAGGCUCUGUCGUCGGUCGAGAAAAUCCCGAGGAAAAGGCGACGGCUUGUCUGUUACACCUACGAAGCAGCGGAGGAAGCGCCGGCGAAUCAGGAGCCUCCGCCGCAGGUGCCGACUCGGCAGGGAAUCGCGGACGGCGUGGUUAGUACUCGGCCUUCCCGGGUGAUCAGGGUACCGAAGCGGUUCAUGGACGAUGAAGGAAUGUCUGGCCUGCUGGGAAAAAAGUUUGUCCGACCUGACAAUCAGAACGGCGAGUCUUUGAGCGAGUCCGAGGAAGCGAACCUUUCCCCGUCGUCGAGGUCAGGAAACAGACAAAAGGGCGCCAGCAAAAGAGACGAUGUAGGGGACCGCGUGGAACAGUCUGCAGAACGGAAGCCAAGCAGUCCGACGGCCGGCGGUCCUAAAAAGAAAGUCGGAAGACCCGUUUAUAACGCAAAUCCUCUGAAGAUCUACGAGAGUUUGAAGAUGCUGACAGCAAGCCUGACUCAGAGGAAAGAGCAGCGAUUGGCGAGUGCGCGGUUCAAAGCGCUCGGUGAAAGAGGAGAAGGUGAGAAGCUUAGUGGCCUGGAAGCUGAAUCUCCUCCUGCUUCUGGAGAGCCGAGGAAAUGGGCAGGCGCUGAUAUAAAGCUCGGCAAUCUGAACUGUCCAGGAAUUGUUCACAAAGUAGCCAUACAUGCUGACGAUCAGGUGAUCAGUCAGUCAGAAACCAAAGCACAAGCAGACAGAAUCUGUGUAGAGGGCGCUACCGGCGUACAAAGCACGGACUCCGAAAAGUCCGAAGUGGUGCUGUCGCAGGGCGGCUCAAUCCACAGGAUCAACCUCUCUGGCGCCAACAGGAGGAUGCUUCACUUACUGAAGCGCGCCAAGGUGCAGCUGAUUAAAAUCGACCAGCAGAAACAGAUGAAGUCCGCUCAGUUGAUGUCCGGUACGGUUCGUAUCGGAGAAGGUGGCUUCAUGAGCAUGAAGAGCAGAAGGAGACAGAGAAUAGUCAGGACAAACAAGGAAGAAGCUUCUCAGGGCCAGCCGAUUGGAGGUCCACGCAUAAAGCACGUGUGUCGGGCGGCAGCAGUGGCACUUGGACAGCCCCGCGCCAUGGUACCUGAGGACAUCCCCAGACUUAGUGCCCUGCCUCUACAUGAGAGAGAAGGCAUUGCACCCUCACAAGAAGAAGAAGAUCUCGGAUCUCACUCAGAACCAGAGAGCACCGGUUCUGUUGAAGCGAGACCAGUGUACAGAAAUAGAAGUUUUAACCUGAGACAGCGACGCUGCUUUAACUGCAAGGGCUGUUGUCGGGAAGAGGACUGUGGGACUUGUGUCUUCUGUCUGGAUAAACCCAAGUACGGAGGACCCAACAAGAAACGUCAGAGCUGCAUACACAAGAAGUGCUUGAGGAUUGAAGAGAACAAAUUGAGACGAUUGAAAGUUCAGAUGAAGCGACGGGCCAUGUACGCCCAAGCCCCUUCUUACAGUGGCGGAGAGGAAGAGGGCGAGGGAGAUGGCGCGGGAGACGCCCGAAGCACUGACGCGCCAGGCUCCGUCCGGAGGCGGCCCAAGCGCCAGGUUACACGACGAUGCUUCAGCAACUUGCUCGAGUCUGACUCGACCGACGCGGACGCUUCUGGUGAAGACGUAGCAAAGGAACAGAGCAGUAGUGAUCCAAGUACUAAAGCUAAUGAUGCUGGUGUAAAUCCUGAUGUUCAAGACGAGGCAGUGAAACCGCGAAGGCCCGGCGUCCCGAGAGGACUGUGGGGGCGGCGACGAAUUAAUAAGCUCCAGAGCUGCCCUACCUCACAGGCCCCGGAGCGCUCAGCGACAGGAAGUCCAUCUGUAAAGCUCAGGCUCAAGUUCCAGCUGCGGCUACAUAGACUACCACUUAGCACGGUGCGAGCCGCUGAAGUGUCUUCGGUGCCUGUCCCGGUGCCUUCCUCCCAGCCUGAUGAGAAAAAAGCACAAGAAGAAGAGGCCCGUAGAGCAACGGGGGUUGUGAAGGGGGGAGCUCUGGAGCAACCUCUUACUGACCCCUGUGUUCCUCAUUCCCAGAGCUCUGUGGAGCACACGGCACCCAGCGUCCUGGCCACAGUGGCCAGAGGCUUUGCGCACCGGGAACGACAAGCACAAGAGCCAGCGCACAAAAUCAGGGUCGACUUUAAGGAGGACUGCAACAUUGAGAAUGUCUGGGCGAUGGGGGGGCUGAGUGUCCUCGCGUCCGUUCCAAUCACAGCGGAGUGGUUGUGUCUGCUGUGUGCUAGUAAAGGCCAUCACGAUAUGAUAUUUUGUCAGAUGUGCUGUGAGCCGUUCCACCGCUUCUGCCUUCCAGUAGACGACCGUCCGCAGAACGAUACCAAGCAAAACUGGUGUUGUAAACGCUGCAAAUUCUGCCACGUCUGUGGUUGUAAGGGCAAACAGGGGAAGCCGGUUUUACAGUGCAAAAGAUGCUUUUACUGCUACCACCCAUCAUGCCUAGGCCCGACGUAUCCCAAACCUGUGAAGUGUAAUACAUCUUGGGUGUGCAUGUUGUGUAUACGGUGCAAAAGCUGUGGGGUGACCCCAGGGAAAUCCUGCACAUCUUGGAAUCAUGAGCUGGAUCUCUGCCCUGACUGCAGUAACCUCCACAAGCAAGGAAACUUCUGCACAGUGUGUCUCAAGUGCUAUCCUGAGCACGAAUUUGACAAGAAGAUGAUGCAGUGCGCUCGCUGUGCCCACUGGGUGCACCCCAAGUGUGAGGGACUCACGGAUGACUUGCAUGAGAUCCUGAAGAGGUUGCGAGGGAAAAGUUUGGUGUUUUCCUGCGCAGCCUGCAGUAAAAACUUCCCCAGUGGCUGGCAGGAGGUGGUGCAAAGUGCACUGCGCAGUGGAUUAGAGAAGAUCAUGAUGGGUUUGAUGAGCUCCCUGACCACAUGCCACCUUCACAAAUGCUCAGAGUGUGAAUCCUGGCCUGAUGCUGACGUCAUGAAGACAAGGAAGGUGGUCUGUGAUCUUCAUGCUGUAAAGAGAAAGCUUGAAGACGGCUUGUAUACAUCGUUGAAAGCAUUUCACGAGGACGUGGUGGCCGUCCUGGUAAACCAGCUACAGCAAGAAGAAUCCCUUCCAGAAGAUCAGAGGCCCACCGGCCAAGCCAGAGCUUUAUAUAUAAAAUUACUGGAGCAAACUUUUACUUGGUUCGACAGUCAGGACCCUAAAGCGUGGAAGCCUGCACUGAAAGAGUUUCCGAGUGGUAUGCUCCCGGAGGCGAUAAUCCCCCCAUCUGAAGAGCACAGUUAUGCCCAGUGGUUGAAGGAGCACGACCAUGCCAUGGCGAAGGAGAACCAAGAAAACCUUCAUCUGAAAGCACAAGGAAAAGAUCCUCUGAGCAUUAGUCAGUUGGGUGUAGAUAAAAGACAUUGUUCCCUUUGUCAGCAGCAGGGUGACGCCAAACCCACUGAAGCAGGAAGGCUGCUGUACCUGGGCCAGAAUGAGUGGGCUCAUGUGAACUGCUGUAUCUGGUCUGCUGAGGUGCAAGAAGUCAGAGGCGCGUUGGUGCACGUGCACAGCGCUGUAGCCAGAGGACGUUUCCUGCGCUGUGAGCGAUGCAGUCAGCCCGGGGCGACGGUGGGCUGCUGUCUCUCCUCCUGUCAGAGUAAUUACCACUUCAUGUGCGCUCGAGCCAGCCACUGUGUCUUUCAGAGCGAUAAGAAAGUCUACUGUUACAAACACCGCGACCUCAUCAGCAACAAGGUGAUGAAUGGAUUCGAGGUGCUCAGACGAGUCUAUGUGGAUUUUGAAGGCAUUAACCUUCGAAGAAAGUUCCUAACAGGCUUGGAACCAGAUUCCAUUAAUGUUAUGAUUGGCUCUUUACAGAUACACACACUGGGUGUGCUGACAGAGUUGUCUUCAAAUGCAGGAAGAUUGUUUCCUGUGGGUUACCAGUGCGCUCGGUGGUACUGGAGCACAAUCGACCCACGAAAGCCAUGCAAGUACACCUGCAGAGUGAUGGAAGUACAACCAUUAUCACCAAGGAAAGUGCCACAUCUGGGGCAAAACCAGGAAGAGAACUGCACUAUUGCACACAGUCCAAAAUCACAUGAAGAUAUGGACACUACAGAGGAUGAUCUUGCCAUGCAGCUCACUCCUAGCACACCAUCUCCCAACUCCAAACCAGACUCAGGAACAGGAUCUAAAACGCCUGGGCACCCACACAGCAGGAGACCAGCUGGUGGGACUUUCAAGCCGUUGCCAUCACCAGGGAUUGCAGAUUCUUCUUCCCAUCACAUCCUGACCAUCAAUGAUCUUGACGAGACUCGCCGGUCAAGAAGGAUUUCUUUACGCAGCCGAAAUGCUUCACCUCCCCAUACAUCCCCCACCGGGCCGACGAAAUUGUGUCCAGGUGGUGGUCUACUCCCUAGAUCACUCCCAUUUAGCUCACCUAUCUCUCCACUUGGGGCGCAUGAAAACUCCAUGAAUUCUCCAUCACCUCGCCGCAGGGGCCGCCCUCCUUCCUCUCCCUCUGGUGCUACUUCAGCAUACUCCCCUCGGCAAGGUUCAGUUGCGAGCCCUCCUUCGACAUUCGUCUUGUCACCAUGUCACUCUCCAAAGAUUCAACAGCAUUUGAAGAUAACGCCAAAAGAGUCCGCAGAGGUGCCUCAAGAUUUUUCAAGUUCUUUAGAGCCUGAAUACGCUGCUGGGAUGCCGGAGGAGGGCAUCUCUAUGAUGGCAGUUAUGAACGAUGGUGAUACGGCGACUCUUUCUUCAGACCAUGAGUUGCUCUCUACGCCGUUCGAUCCUGAUGCAGAUGUAGCCGUUGCCUCUGUGCUGAACGAAAAACUUGAAUUCGAUGAAGCUUUGCUUAAUGAGAAUGUGGCUUUGCACUUUGGUCAGCAUGGAAAUGGGGCAGAAAUGGCCGAGCAGGGACUUGAGCAUGGGUCAAAUGAUGAAAGUUCUGAUCAUUAUUUUAAUUUCUCUCGCACAGUAGUGGUCUGCGAUUCUGCUAAGGAUUCUGCACAGACUGGGUUAACGCACCUCCCUACCUUGCAGUCGAUCUCUCAGUUGGACGGCGCAGACAACAAUUCAGAAAGUGAUGCUGGUGAAGGCAGUGGAGAGGACAAUACUCAGGAUGUAGCAAAUAGCUAUCACAGUCAGGACACAUCCAAGGACACUGCUUCAGUGGGAAGCAAUUUAGUUUGUUCUAGUGGGUCUUAUAUGACCGAGUCUGUCCAUAUGAGCGAUGAACCAAACAUGUUAGAGAAAUUUCAGGGAUCAGCUUGUGUCAUGCAGAAGAGUGAUGAUGUAAUUGUCAACUCCAUUGUUGAUAGAUUCACGCUGAAAGAAGGUACAUCGAUGACUGAUUCAGUGGUCCCAGUGAUGCAGCAGACACCCGAGGCAGAUGCACUAGAUGUGGCGUCAUCAUCUCCUGUCUUUGACUCAAGCAGACUUGACGUUCUAAUGGACACUGAGCCACUUGCUCACUUGAAUGAGGUGGUGCUGGAUUCAGCUAGUGGUGAUGCGUGCUCUGCUCAAGAUGGAGGCAUGAUGAAUAAACCUGACUCAGUCAGCCAUAAGAAAGCACCAGAGCAGAUUGUCCUUCCAGAAAAACCUCCUUUGAGCAAUGUUGGAAAAGUGAGAAUCAUCACUUCUGGGCAGGCCCCACAUAGACAUUUUGUCAUCCCACAGCCUGUUGUGCAACACAGAGUAGUCAGCAUGGCUGUACCUUCUGUUGUGUCAUUGCCUCAAUCUAUAAAUCUUAGCACUGUCUCCACUUCACAUGCUUUCUCAGUUUUUCCACAAAGAAGCCGCUUGGUCACUACUUCUCCAGUUGUUUUAAAUGGUCUGGAGUCUCAGCUCAAGGAUGCAACAAAGGGUCGACCUCUUGUCAUCCGUUUUCCUACCUCUGCAAAAACAAGCGUGUCUAGUACUUCGACUAGCCCGCAAGUUUUACUUGUCAACCGCACUGGUCAAAUUUUAAUAAAAGACCCCAAGACCAAUAGUUACCUGACACCUAGUGCUAAUUCAUCGUCUUAUAGCCACAUCAGCGAGAUUGCUAAGAUCAUCCACAAUCAUAACCUUGUUCAAAGACCUGUCAUGGUGACCCAAGUACCACAGGCAAGUUCCAGCCAAGUUCCAACCACACGUGUGGUAUCGUUCACUAAUGGUGCCGCACCCGCAACUAAAUACUUGAUCAGCAGGAUUGCUCAGAAACCUUCACCAGUACAAUCGAACAGCGGCAGUGUACCUAUAAGAGAAACUGGUGGCGUGAAGCUAAAGAAUGUGUCCGUGCCAGGUAUACCAAACCAAGGGGAGGAUGCACAGGCAAUACUCGAGAGAGCCAUGGCAAGCCACAGGGACAUGGCAAACCCUAGUGUGCUGAGCCCAUCCCCCUGCCAGGUCUACUCGGUCCAUAAUAAGCUACAGUCUUCUGAGUCUCCUUGUGCAGUUAAACAGGUUCCAGAAUUGCAAAACCAGCCUAAGACCAACAUUCUCUCUAAUUCAAGGCCUCAGGUCAGGGUCAAAAGGGUGUCGUCAUUAUCAGAACGAACUGGUUUUAAACAGGCCACCUUCACAGAGCCAACAGUUCUGAACUCUCAGGAUGAGCUGAACAGAUCAGCCAGAGUCCGCAUUAAAGCCCCAACCAUUAAGGAGGUGCUGCAUUUUAAACGUUCAGAAGUUGAAAAUCUUUGUGAACCAAAGAGUAACGAAGCCAAAGAAUCUGAAAUCAAAAGAAGUAUUCCAAAGGAAGGUGAUCCCUGUGAACGACAGGAAAACGGAAGAAGCCAUGACACAAAUCAAGCAUGGGUCAGCUCCCAAAACAGUGACUUGUCCGACUGGUGCCCUUGUUCAGAAUUGAGUUCAGACGAUGAUUCUUCACCGCCAUUUAAGAACAACCAAGAUGGGCAGUCUAGUCAGUAUAAGCGUCAUUUGAUGUUUAAAAUUACCAGUGACGAUGGCUUCAGUGUGGAGGCAGAUAGCAUAGAGGUGGCUUGGAAGGCAGUGGUGGAUGGUGUCCAAGAGGCGCGGACAAACUACAGGCUUGAACAGCUGCCUAUGGGCAGGAUGAGUGGGGCCAGAGUACUGGGUGUGGUUCACAAUGCUGUGCAGUUCUUGCUGGAGCAGCUGCAGGGGGCCUCGCGGUGCUACAAUCAUCGCUUCCGUUUCCACCAACAAGAAAAAGCUGAGGAAGAGUUACCGAUAAACCCAAGCGGCUGUGCUCGUGUCGAAGUCUAUACACGGAAAAACACGUUUGAUAUGUUCAACUUCUUGGCCUCCCAACACCGCCAGCUUCCUGAGAGCAGGCCUUGUGAUGAAGAUGAAGACGAUGUCAAGCUCAAAUGCAGCAGACGUGCAACCAGCACAGAGUUGCCAAUGGCAAUGAGGUUCAGACACAUUAAGAAAACAUCUAAAGAAGCUGUUGGAGUUUAUAGAUCUGCGAUUCACGGACGUGGACUUUUCUGCAAACGCAACAUAGAAGCUGGAGAGAUGGUGAUCGAGUACGCUGGUAAUGUCAUUCGUGCAGUCCUGACUGAUAAGCGGGAGGACUAUUACAGCAGUAAGGGUAUCGGCUGCUACAUGUUUCGCAUCGACGACUUCGACGUAGUGGAUGCUACCGUGCACGGCAACGCGGCACGUUUUAUCAACCACUCGUGUGAGCCAAACUGUUACUCGAGGGUCAUCAACGUGGAAGGACAAAAGCACAUCGUUAUCUUCGCGCUGAGGAAGAUCUACCGCGGGGAAGAGCUUACGUAUGACUACAAAUUCCCCAUCGAAGACGCCAGCAACAAGCUGCACUGUAACUGCGGCGCGAGGCGAUGUAGACGCUUUCUCAACUGAGAGGAGGGUCCGAAGAAAGGCCUGAAUAUAGGGGGGGGACAUGUUUUAGAUCAUUGAUGUCUUUUCAAAAUUUAUUCCAGUUUUCUUGAGUCACUCAACAGGAGAGCACACAUUUGUAACUAGCCUUCACACAAGAAGGUGAAAUUGUUGGCCAUGCAGUUUGGGAGUUAAACCUUCAUUAUGUCAAUCAGAACAACACUGUCCAACCUUGUGUGUAUGUGAACUCGUUAAUAUUGAAGUUGUGCUUUCCUGAAAGUGUGAUAUGACGUAGUAUGAGAAAAGCUAGCCUUCUUCCUCCCCUCGUCAGUCAUGUGACUAGGAAGCGCUAGCCUGUGUGCAUUUAGUGUGCUUGGCUAUGAUAUGAAGGUGCAUGAGUCUCAGUUUAAUUUCUCACGUCCGUAAAAGUUCCCCCCGUUACGUCCGUGGUAAAUUUUUGCUAGAAAGCCCCUUUUUUCCCUUUUUAAACAACUUCCUUUUCUUGUUGAAGUCCAGUUAAUGCUAAAGCUAUAGCGCUUGCACCUCAAUACUCCAGGGCUCUCGAUUGAAACGAACAGUAUUGUAUUUUUUUUUUUUUUUUUUAAAUGCGUCCUUGCUACUGAUUUCGAAUCCGCCGUUUGCACCUUAUUGUUGUAGCUCCUGUAUUUUUUAUUCAGAGAGAAGCUGAAUCAUUAUCACGUUACUGUUUCUACUAGACACACCAUACAUGGUUAAGUAAGCGUUUUUAAUGAAGCCAAUUUUCACCACAUAUACAAAAUCUAUUUUUCACAAACUGACACAAAUUUUGAUUGUCUUGUUGAGCUGAGAUCUAGCCAGCUCAACUCUUACUGAGAUUUAACUGCAGCUUCCAACUCUUACAUACUUGUACAGUUUAUUUUUUUACCCCUCAUAUUUUGAAGUGUAAGAAAACGGGGUGUAUGUAAACGGAAGGUGUUUGGUGGAAAAGUAAUUUUAAGAUUUUAAAGUAAAUAGCUAGUUUUUAUUUUUAAACCCCCCAACCCCCUGCCUACCCGGACGUUGACCCAUUAAUAGCUAACCCUGUGAAAUCUUCCAGCUGUAACCAGCACAAUCACAGCAGAUGUAUAAGACAAGUGAAAGCAUACACCUGUUAAAGUUUGAGAAGUUAAACACCUCAUCUGAAGAUAGAAUCAUGGUGUUUUUUUUUUUGUUUUUGAAAAUUCUCUCACCUGUAAGUAAUACCGGAGUCUUUGAAAGUUUUCUACCUCAGUGGCUAAUGACCAGUGACGGCUAGUGGAACAUCACGAACAGUAGCCAUAAGACUUUGCUAACCUGUUCUACACUAGCAGUAAAUGUAUGCAAUGUGACUGCAGGUUAUUAUUAUUAAUUAUUGUAAUUAUAUAUAUUGCUUUCAACAGGCUUCAGGUCCUUACUUGUUUGUGUACAAAAUGUUUUGUGAAGAAGGAUUGACUCGAGAAUUUAGCUCGAGAAACUGCUUCCAUGUUAUUUGGCACAAUCCUUUGUAAAUAGUUGUACAGAACCUUCAAAUGUUUUUUCUUUUUUCCUUUUUUAAUGCACUUUUUUUUAUUUAUAAUGUUUAAAUUUAAUAAAGAAUCUGUU